AUGCUUGAUCGUGUCAGCGCAGGACCCACGGAUUGUUUGUUGGGCAAAUGCUUGUGCAAAGACGGCUAUUGCGCAGAUGGCGACAUGUGCAAACCGCAGGUAUGCUUCGCCGGUGCAGAACCACCACGGUUUCGACCAAAUCGGUGGCUUGCAUUCUACAGCGGAAUGAGUGACCUUGAGCAGUUUCCAGAGUACGAAGAGUUGGAAGAGGAGUAUGUCCAGUUCGUGUUGAGGAUAUCUCCAGUGCCACUUCUUUUCCUACUUCUGGGCGUUGUCGUGUCCAUCACGACUUGUGCUUGCUUAUGUUGUGGUGGCAGUGGAUACCACUUCAGCAUGGAUUUCUCAGACAUGACUCAUGACGAGACGAAAGGAUUUGUGUCAGGCACAACUGGCAAUGCAGUGAUCGGAGACGAGGAGUUUGCGAGACGUGCUUGGAAGAAAAGACCCUCGUGUUUUCCCAUGUUUUGUGCCGCGCUUCUCAUCAUCCUACUGUGUUUCUUUGGUGGCCUUACCCGGAUCGUCAAUGCUGCUUGGACAGAGUACAUCAUCGUUUCGUCCCUCGACCGGGCGAUGGACAAUGCCGCCGACAUCGCAAACGCAAGUUUGACAAUCAACGAGACGGUCACACAUUUGCAUGACAAGCUGUUGGAGCUCCCGUUGACAUGCAAGACGGACAGCAAGGCUGCCAAACAAGUCCUCUACACCUUCGUGCACAGCGCUCUUGGGGCGAUCGACGACUAUGUCGAGCAAGUGUACUUCAUAGUCGAGACAGUUCAACCCAUUCCUGAUCAGAUUGGGAAAUUCAAGCAAUUGACGCAUCGUGCAAAGCCCUUCUUUGCAUCACUCCCACUGGCCCCGCUCUGGCUUGUGGCUUUCAUCUGCAUCGGCAUCGUUGUAGAGGCGACAUGUACCACUUGCUGCAGAAGCAGCUCUUUGGCAAGGUGCGUGGAUGUGGGCCUGAAGUUGUCGGCCCUCCUGUUUGGACUAAUCGUUUUUGUGGUUGCGGUGCUGGUUUGCGUGGAGACAAUAGUGCUAAUAGCUCUCAGCAAGUUCUGCGAGGAUGUUGAUCACAACGUUUUGUCCUACGUGAAUUCCACCACGUACAAUAUUUCGUAUAUCAUACCAGAAAUUGCAAACUACUACAUUCGCGGCGGGGAUCGGAAUCCAAUCGACGAGUACGACACCCUCGCGAUGAAGUACAUCAACCAGAUUCAGGACUACUACAAUCAGGCAGCCAUCGGGGUAGCCGGCUUGGGCAUGGCUUGCCCUGCAUUCUUCGAUUUGGACGUUAAUGCGAUUGCAACCAAAGCACGUGGAAUCUUGGGAAAGGCGAGGGAGCUGUUGAAGGGCGAGAAUAUCUAUCCCUACUACAGGAAGGUCAUUCGCGCCGGCAUCUGCAAUGUAGUCAUCAGUGGUGUCGGGCAUCCCAGCUGA
This is a messenger RNA of Symbiodinium sp. CCMP2592, 1434 nucleotides long. Lineage: Eukaryota; Dinophyceae; Suessiales; Symbiodiniaceae. The record is from the annotation of a GenBank genome assembly.